Acaromyces ingoldii is the source of this 1574-nucleotide messenger RNA. RefSeq lists its product as hypothetical. Gene Ontology annotation, cellular component: peroxisome. Gene Ontology annotation, biological process: long-chain fatty-acyl-CoA metabolic process. The record is from RefSeq and is a predicted model, not a curated record. Gene Ontology annotation, molecular function: alcohol-forming very long-chain fatty acyl-CoA reductase (NADP+) activity. Bases 1 to 1368 code for a protein of 455 amino acids. NCBI's taxonomy places the organism in Eukaryota, Fungi, Basidiomycota, Exobasidiomycetes, Exobasidiales, Cryptobasidiaceae. The transcript has 2 exons.
AUGGUGUGGGAGGCGUACAACGGCAAAACGCUCUUUCUCACGGGCACGACUGGCUUUGUCGGGUCGGCGCUUCUAUUGCGCCUCCUGAGCCAGUCGCGUCCGGAGCGUGUGUUCGUGCUCUGUCGAGGUGGAGCAAAAGGUGCUGCAUCGAAAUGGGCCAAGCUCUUGCCAGAGCUGCAGGCCACUGCCUUGGUGCAGGAUCCCCGCAUCACGGUCCUCGACGGUGACAUGACCUCGAUCGACUUUGGACUGUCGGACAGUGAUGUUCAGCUUCUGCGCGAGUCAGUCCACUUCUUCAUCCAUGCCGCCUCGACAAUUCACUUGCGCAUGAAAUUGCGCGAGCUGUCUUACUCGGUCAUUGCGCCAAGUGUUUGGCUUGCUCGACUAGCCUUUUCCAGCCGCAAAUUGGAGCGUUUUGUUUUCAUCUCCACCGCCUACGCCAAUGCACACCUCUGGACCCAAGACGCGUCUUGCAGCGACGUACAGAUCAAGGAACAAAUCUACCCUCUGAUCAAGGAUGAGAAUCCCUUUUUCGCAGCUCCCAACGCCUGGCAAGACGUGCAAAAGAACGGGUCGACGGCCGAAUUUGAAGCACACAACUAUCCCUGGGCGUACGCGUAUGCAAAGCACCUGACUGAGCGCUUGUUGCUCUUUUUCGCCUCGCAACGUGGCGUUCUGGGCAAGCUCUUGAUUGUGCGGCCCUCGGUCAUUGGUCCUGCCCAGCAGUAUCCCUUCCCCGGCUUCUCUACGGCCACUUCGACGCCAACUACUGCUUGCGCGACCGCGUUUGUCUUGCAUCCAGGACGUUCGAUGCUCUUUGCUACACGCUGCACAGACCCGGCACGCACAUCUACCAUUGACGAGGUGCCAGUGGACGUUGUUGUCGAUCGAACACUGGCACACUUGGCGGCUGGAACGAGCGGCUGUGUGCAUGCAGUCGCAGGGGCCCCAGGUCGCGUCACAAUUGAAGACUGGGCCAGAGCCAACAACAAAGAGCGUCGCAUUCCGUGGCACGUCAAGCUCAAGUGGACCGACGCCGACUGGCAUGCGCGCCAGCUAUGCCCGCUCGCACGCAUCUUCAAGAUCGUAGGCACAUCCUUCGACUUUCGACAAGACAAGACGGACGCUCUCGCUCGUCAGCUACCACAACACGAAUUGCAGGCAUUGAAGCUGUACAUGGACACAUCUGCUGACUACAGCGUUGCAUCGCGGCGCCGUCACAUCCGCGAAUUGGGCAUCGAAAUGGCUCAACGCAAAAAGUGGCCCGUAUUCCUGGUCAAGUUGAUGUGUCGCAAAGAGGCCAGAUUGCAGCAGCAGCCGCACGUCUAUCCACAGGACUCGGCUGAAACGCCCCUGUCAGAAAAAUAAAACAGGGCCCCAUGCGACCGCAAAGCCCCCUGUUCCUGCGCGCAUGUGACGCGGACGCUCUGUUCGCUUCAACAGAUAUUGACGGUGAAAAAAAGCCAGCCAGCCAACCCUCUCACUUCCGUAAAAGCCCAACCUGCAGAGCUCUUGCUGCCUUCGCUCCUUUCUCCCCUUGCGCCUGUGACAGCGCCCACAGUUCCCACGGGCCG